AUCUGGUUUUACGAUCCCUAGUAACGUCUCUUCUAGUGGGAUUUCAAGUAUAAAAGCAAAAAUUGCACUCGACAUUACCAACCAUUUACCACCAUCAUGCAAUCACUUGUAGUAAUUUUGGCCGUUGUUGGUGCCGCCGCCGCCGCCGCCCGCCUCGACAACCUGUACCUGCCCCCAUCUUCCGGGGGCUCCAGGUUCGGGGGCGGCGCCGUCGGAGGCGGCGGGGCCAAGUCUCCGGGGGCCGACAUUCCAAUUCUGAAAUUGGAAAAUGUGAACAACGGUGACGGUAGUUAUAACUGGGCUUACGAAACCGGGAAUGGAAUUGCGGCUGACGAAAGGGGACAAUUGAAAAAUGCAGGAUCGAAGAAUGAAGCCCAGUCUGCAAGUGGUUCGUUCACUUAUACCGCCCCCGAUGGUCAAAAAAUUACCGUUUUGUAUAUUGCUGAUGAAAAUGGUUUCCAACCGCAAGGGUCUCACUUGCCCACGCCGCCCCCAAUUCCGGAGGCUAUUCUCAAGUCGCUUCAGCAGAUUAAGGCUAGUGGGGGUGGAAGUGGAGGUGGGCAAUACAGUGUGCCAGCUGGGGCUGGGGCUUUGCCUCUUCAACCGACCCAAGGAGGGUACAGGUAUUAAGUGGAUUUGAAACGUGAUUUUUGAUGUAAAUAAUUGUGAGAUAAUGAGAAUAGUACAAUAUAGAUGAAUUUGACGAUUUA
This is a messenger RNA of Tribolium castaneum (red flour beetle), 710 nucleotides long. Its product is annotated as endocuticle structural glycoprotein SgAbd-8. Lineage: Eukaryota; Metazoa; Arthropoda; Insecta; Coleoptera; Tenebrionidae. Gene Ontology annotation, cellular component: chitin-based extracellular matrix. The record is from RefSeq and is a predicted model, not a curated record. The transcript is spliced from 2 exons. The coding region runs from base 97 to 630 and encodes 177 amino acids. Gene Ontology annotation, molecular function: structural constituent of chitin-based larval cuticle.